Dendrobium catenatum is the source of this 1488-nucleotide messenger RNA. RefSeq lists its product as uncharacterized. The transcript has 4 exons. Lineage: Eukaryota; Viridiplantae; Streptophyta; Magnoliopsida; Asparagales; Orchidaceae. Gene Ontology annotation, cellular component: chloroplast. The record is from RefSeq and is a predicted model, not a curated record. The coding region runs from base 177 to 1253 and encodes 358 amino acids.
UUUCCGGUUAAGUGCCGGCGUCGACCGGGAGGACCGGUGGACUUCUCCCAAGUUAGAAACAAAAUUGGGUUGCAGGAGAGGGCGAGGAGAAAUCUCGUGUUUACCACACGAUCCUUCUGAUUUUUGCUGCUUAGGCGCGAUUGUUCGGCUUCAGAGGUUAGUUAUUCAUUAAUCCAAUGGACUCUCAGAUGGGCAAUAACUUUAUGGAAUCGUUGUGGUCAGCAAAUUCCUUUGAGCAUCAGGAUGUAGAGAGAUGCCCAUUUUUGAGAAACAUUACUGAAGCUACACAAUUUUCUUUCUCAUCGGUCAAUUUCCUUGUACCUGCUCGAGGAGCCAAGGGUCCCAUCUUUGAGGAUGGACCGAAUUUUGAAAUGGCGUUUAGGCUUUUCCAUGGCCACGAUGGGGUUGUUCCCCUUUCUGGAAGGUCUCUUGUGCGUGAUAAGGUUCAAGAAUCUGAAUCUGAAACUGCACCUGUGUUCAAUCCAUUGGCAGCCAAAGCUGCUAGCAUCAGCCUUUCAUCUUUUGGACUUGGUGGACCUUUUGGAUUUGAUUUCUUUGCCAAAAAAUUGAAGAAGCAUAACGAGAGAUCUUCUAGGAAGGAUUCUUCUCAGAGGCAUGAUUCAACUCAUGAAUCUCAAAGCAAUGAUUGGUUAGAAACUGGGCAAUGCCCAAUAGCCAAAUCCUACAGAGCUGUAAGCGGCGUUCUUCCUAUUGUCGCGAAGGCUCUUCAACCUCCUCCUGGUGUAAAGCUUCGGUGUCCACCGGCCAUUGUUGCCGCCCGUGCAGCAUUAGCCCGAACCUCUCUUAUAAAGAACCUUCGUCCUCAACCCUUACCUGCAAAGGUUCUCGCUAUUGGGCUGCUAGGAAUGGCAGCUAAUGUCCCCCUGGGAGUUUGGAGAGAGCACACCAGAAAAUUCUCCCCGCAGUGGUUUGUAGCCGUUCAUGCUGCUGUGCCCUUCAUUGCUAUGCUGAGGAAGUCCGUUUUGAUGCCAAAAACUGCAAUGGCUUUUACCAUUGCUGCAUCAAUUCUCGGACAGACUAUUGGGUCCAGAGCUGAGCGUCUCCGGCUGAAAAUGAAAACCGAAGCUGAAGCAGCCGCUGGUCAACUUGUGGUUAGCGUCGAACUGAAGAAUGCAGUUUGCUCGGCAAAGACUGGGCAUUCUGUCGACGAAGCAGUUUGGGAGGCUCUCCCUCUGAAGAAAGAGAAUGCUUGUUCUACUGCUGUGACUCCUGCCGCUAGUCUAUGCUAUUGAUAUUGGUGAAUUGGAUGUCUAGUGUUCUGCAAUUCAUUAUAUGCUUAUUUUAUGUUGAAAGACUAUUUAAUUUUGGUAUCGCAGCUUUGGAAGCUGAGGCUCUCCCCUAUGCAGGGGAGAGGUCUACAUAUGAAUAAAGAUUUUGGUUUGUAUCUGUUAUGAAAUAGUGGCAUGAACGCUUAUGUCGCGAUCUCUUUGAGGUUUUGUUUUUUGGGUGAAAGGUUUUUAUUUUUUA